This is a messenger RNA of Diaporthe amygdali, 1194 nucleotides long. Its product is annotated as lkaline serine protease alp1. The record is from RefSeq and is a predicted model, not a curated record. Gene Ontology annotation, biological process: proteolysis. Gene Ontology annotation, molecular function: serine-type endopeptidase activity. Lineage: Eukaryota; Fungi; Ascomycota; Sordariomycetes; Diaporthales; Diaporthaceae. The coding region runs from base 1 to 1194 and encodes 397 amino acids. The transcript is spliced from 4 exons.
AUGUACGGCCUCAAGAAGCUCGCCCUCGUCGCUGGGGCUCUCCUGCCCUUCGUCAACGCCGCGCCUGUCGCCUCCGCCCCUCAGGCCCGGGCCAUCCCCAGCAAGUACAUCGUGACCUUGAAGGAUUCGGCAGACGUCGAGUCUCAUCUUGGAUGGGUCAAGGACGUCCAUGCUCGCAGCCUGGGACGUCGUGACCUUGCUGGAGUCGAGAAGACAUUCAACAUCAGCGACUUCAACGCUUACUCUGGUGCCUUCGACGAUGCAACCAUCGAGGAAAUCAAGGCCAGCGAUGCUGUCGCUGCUGUCGAGGCUGACCAGAUCUGGAGCCUGUAUGCUUUGACGACCCAGACGAGCAUUCCGUCUUGGGGACUGGGAGCCGUCUCCCACAAGGCUGGGGCUGGUUCAACUAGCUACGUCUAUGACAGCACCGCUGGAUCAGGCACCUAUGCCUACAUCAUCGAUACUGGCAUCAACGCGGCUCACACCGACUUUGGUGGCCGCGCCAGCUUGGGCUACAGCGCCGUGACCGGCGGUACUGCCGACACUGUGGGCCACGGCACUCACGUUGCUGGCACUAUCGGUGGCACGACCUACGGAGUCGCCAAGUCCGCGACCAUCAUCGCAGUCAAGGUUUUCCAGGGAGACGAGGGAACGACCGCUGACGUUCUUGACGGAUACUCCUGGGCUGUCAAUGACAUCACCUCAAAGGGCCGUGCCGGCGUCGCUGCCAUCAGCCUGUCCCUGGGUGGCGGUGUCUCCUCUGCUUUCAACAGCGCUGUUCAGUCUGCCUACACUUCCGGAGUCAUCAGCGUCGUCGCUGCCGGCAACGAGGCCCAGAAUGUCGCUAACGUCUCACCCGCAUCUGCUCCCAACGCCAUCACCGUCGGUGCCACCACCAACGCCAACCGAUGGGCCACUUACUCGAACUUCGGAAGCGGCGUCGACAUCCUCGCUCCCGGCAGCGCCAUCACCUCUGCAUGGAUUGGUUCCAACUCUGCGAGCAACAGCAUCUCCGGCACGUCCAUGGCUACCCCCCACGUCACCGGCCUGGUUCUCUACCUCAAGGCUCUCGAGGGUCUGACUUCUCCCGCCUCGGUCACCUCCCGUAUCAAGGCUCUGGCAUCAUCCGGGAUCAUCACCGGUGUUCCCAGCGGCACUGUCAACUCCCUCGCCUACAACGGAAACGGCGCUUAA